Molecule: messenger RNA, 2724 nt
Organism: Sinocyclocheilus anshuiensis
Lineage: Eukaryota; Metazoa; Chordata; Actinopteri; Cypriniformes; Cyprinidae
Product: bestrophin-2-like
Exons: 10
Coding region: 237-2144 (635 amino acids)
Molecular function (GO): chloride channel activity
Source: RefSeq, a predicted model, not a curated record
AUGUGGCAUUUGCUCUUUAUCUUAGAUCUGGAUGAGUCUAGGAGGACACAGAGAUGAUAGUCCCACCUCCUCAUGAAGGAGGUGCGUUUGACCCUCAAGCUCCUGGCAGAACAUAAUGAAUGAAUGCCUGUCUGGACGAAACAUGCACCUCCUCUGGGACAUCUGGUGAAAUAUUUUAUUCCUCUGAGUCUGGGGAGAAAAGUAAUCUGUGACCCGUUGAGUUUGAGUGGUGCGUGAUGACCGUCACUUACACCGCCAGAGUGGCCAAUGCGCGCUUCUGCGGCUUCUCCAAACUGCUGCUGGCCUGGAAGGGAAGCAUCUACAAAGUCCUGUACAAAGAGUUUCUGGCUUUCUUCGCCAUGUACACGGCAAUCAGCAUCACAUACAGAUUCUUCCUUGUGAACGAUCAGAAGAGAUACUUUGAAAAGCUUUCCAUUUACUGCAACCACUACGCCAGUCUCAUCCCAAUGUCCUUCGUAUUAGGGUUUUACGUGACAUUAAUAGUGAACCGCUGGUGGAGUCAGUACACCUUCAUCCCGCUGCCGGACAGGAUCAUGUGCACGCUCUCCGGGGGUGUGCAGGGCGGGGAUGAGCACGGCAGGCUACUGCGCCGCACACUGAUGCGCUACGCCAGUCUGUCCGCGCUCCUGAUCCUGCGCUCCGUCAGCACCGCCGUCUUCAAGAGAUUCCCUACGAUGGAUCACGUCAUGGAAGCAGGUUUUAUGACAAGAGAAGAGCGUAAGAAGUUUGAGAGUUUACACUCACCCUAUAAUAAGUACUGGAUCCCAUGUGUGUGGUUCACUAACCUGGCUGCAGUCGCCCGCUGUGAGGGCAGAAUCAAAGAUGACAAUACUUAUAAACUUCUGUUGGAGGAGCUGAAUGAUUUCAGAGGGAAGUGCAGCAUGCUUUUUCACUAUGACAUGAUCAGCAUACCGUUGGUCUACACGCAGGUUGUGACUCUGGCGGUGUACAGUUUCUUCCUGGUGUGUCUGAUUGGUCGUCAGUUUCUGGACCCGAGUCAGGGUUAUCCGGGUCACGACCUUGACCUUUACGUCCCCAUCUUUACCCUUCUGCAAUUCUUUUUCUAUGCUGGCUGGUUAAAGGUGGCAGAGCAGCUCAUAAAUCCAUUUGGAGAGGAUGAUGAUGACUUUGAGACCAACUGGUUGACUGAUAGAAACUUCCAGGUGUCUAUGAUGGCGGUGGAUGAGAUGUAUGGAGAUUUGCCCAUGAUGGAGAGAGAUCGUUACUGGAAUGAUUCAAAUCCUCGUCCGCCGUACACAGCCGCUACGCUCUUUGUGCUGCGCAAACCCUCUUUCCAGGGCUCCACCUUCGACAUGGCAAUCCCCAAAGAGGACAUGCAUUUCCAGCCUCUGGAGGAGAUUGCUGAAAACUUGGAGGAAUCUGUGACACGGAAUCACAACCUCGCCCUCUUUAACCGGCUCCUGGGCUCCGCCCCCUCUCCCACAGGCUUUAUGGGUGGAGCCUUGCGGCGCACCUCCGCCCAGCUGCAGCGUUUGACGCAUUCCGUCAGCUCGGACGCGUCCUUCUCCGACGCGGAGGACGAUGAAGAGAAGAGCCUGGGGAGGAGCGCGGGGACGGCCGGAUCCAUGCCUUCUGGACUCGGGCUGGACACCACUCAGAGCACCAUCUGCAGCUGUGGAGCACUCAUCAGCACCUGUCCUCCGCUGUCCGAUGUGGAGUUCCACAAGCAAGUUGAGAGAGAUGGAAAAGAUGAAGAGAAAGACGAGAAAAUGAUGGAAAAAGAGUCACUAGUGCCCAAAAUCCCACCACCCACAGCGCAGGCGUCCGCAGGAAGGAGUCCUUCUCUUGCUCUGGGCCGAAUCAAGUCUCAGUUCUGUUCCUCAAGCGCCACCAACUGCUCUGUACCCGACUUCUUCUCUUUUCAGCCUAUCAGUGACCCGGCAAAGGUCAUGACCCCAAAACCACAACCGACCAAUAGCAAAGCAGAAGCAGUAUCUUUACUGACUGUCCCAUCGCAUGAAGUCUCGAUAUUCCCAGAGAAUUCAGAAAGAAAGCAGAUGCUGGCAGAUUCGCAGUGGCUGCCAUCUAAUGCUCAAAUUCAAUGUCAGCGUGUAGGUUUAGGGUCAGAGGUCACAGGGUCAGGAAGUAAGGUCAAAGAGUGACCAAAUACACCUGGAAUUUUUUUUUUCCCCACAUUGAGCAUCAUGAUCACGUUAUAUUAUUUUAUAUUAAUACAUGCAAUCAGAAAGUGUGGAUGCUCUUGUCUGAAGAUUAUUUGACAUUUUUAAACUGUAUUUUUAGAUUCUUCUGAAAAUGAAUGGUAUGAUAAAGUAAUCAUGUGACAGAACAUUGAUAAUCAGCACUGAAAUCGAUCUAUUUUUUUUCUAGUUUCUUGAAAAAGUUAAUGUCUAGAUAAAAUAGCAACAUGUGGAAAAUUCUCAUUUGAACACACACACACACACACACAUAAUAUAUAAAUAUAUAUAAACAAUAAUUGAAAGAAUAAAUAUGACACAGGCAAUGUUCUUAUGAAUACGAAAAAUAGUGCUCAGAUGCUAAUUAGGUUUGAUAGUGAUCCAAACGGCAAUGAUGGAAAUGAUCCUCAUGUGGGCAGUAUUGCAGCAUUGUAAGAUUUCUGGUGCUUUUAGAUCCAUAAGUGCAAUAUAAAAAAGAAACAACAUACAGCAAAUAAAGCUAUGCAGUUAUUCUUCAUAUUCUAUAGUUUACAACAGAAAUGAAGGU